This is a messenger RNA of Mytilinidion resinicola, 2268 nucleotides long. RefSeq names its product mannosyl-oligosaccharide alpha-1,2-mannosidase. Gene Ontology annotation, cellular component: Golgi membrane; endoplasmic reticulum. The record is from RefSeq and is a predicted model, not a curated record. Gene Ontology annotation, molecular function: calcium ion binding; mannosyl-oligosaccharide 1,2-alpha-mannosidase activity. NCBI's taxonomy places the organism in Eukaryota, Fungi, Ascomycota, Dothideomycetes, Mytilinidiales, Mytilinidiaceae. The transcript has 4 exons. Bases 416 to 1927 code for a protein of 503 amino acids. Gene Ontology annotation, biological process: N-glycan processing; carbohydrate metabolic process.
CGAGAAUCGUGGAGUAGCAUGCUCAAGGCCGAGCAACGUCGCGCUGCGACCUGCGAGGAUGUGACAGCAUCAUGCGCCCAGUGCGGGGCGUCUCACUAGGAUAGCCGUCAGCACGAGACACUAGUGAGUAGUUCAAGUGCAAAUUAAUGGGUGGUCGCCCUGGCUGUCGUCGUUCGAGUAGGUGCGGCUGUAUAUAUUAGUAGGCUCGAAUGUCCGCCUUCAUCUUGAUACUUCGAGCCCCGCUCCCAGUACAGUGUUUCGUGUAGCCUCGCAUUCUUCCACCAGACGCCAUUCCGCCGCGCGACGUGGAUCCUCUAUUCCUAUAAGACCUUCACUCAGCCUCAGACCCCCUGCGCGUCACUCUAAAUGCCAAGAGGUUGAAGAAACCUCGAUUCCCUUCCUUCUGUUCUGCACGAUGGGUUGGUUUAAGCUCGUUAUCGUUGGAGCCUUGCUGCCUGCUGCUUUUGCGGUCCCUCAAAGGAAUAUUCGUCAGAGUUAUGACGACGAGGCAAAACGAGCACAGGCAGUGAAAGACGCGUUCCUCUUUUCGUGGAACGGCUAUAAGACUUAUGCAUUUCCUCAUGAUGAGCUCCACCCGGUGAGCAACUCGUAUGGCGAUUCAAGGAACGGCUGGGGAGCCUCCGCCGUGGAUGCUCUCAGCACAGCUUUGGUCAUGGAGCUUUCUGAUGUCGUGAACGAAAUCAUCGAGUACGUCCCGACUAUAGAUUUCUCCAAGACUAGUACCGAGGUCAGCCUAUUCGAGACCACUAUCCGGUAUCUUGGCGGCAUGUUGGCUGGAUAUGAUUUCCUGAAGGGCCCAUUAUCGGGCUUAGCAAAAGAUGAGAAAAACGUCGAUGCUUUGCUUGCUCAGGCCCAGAGUCUCGCCGAUAUUCUGUCAUACGCAUUCGAUACUCCAACAGGAAUCCCGUUCAACGAGCUCUGGAUUGAGAAUCGCUCGCAUGUAGAUUCAUUUCAAGGGCUUGCAACCACCGGAAGUCUCAUCCUCGAAUGGACUCAUCUAUCCGAUCUCACGGGAAAUCAGACAUAUGCAGAAUUGAGCCAGAAGGCGGAAUCUCGUCUGCUUAAUCCACAGCCAGCUUCUAGCUCGCCAUGGCCGGGCCUUCUGGGUUACAAUAUCAAUGUUACCACAGGACUAUUCCAGGACGACUUUGGUGGCUGGAUCGGCGGAGCUGAUUCGUACUAUGAGUAUCUAAUCAAAAUGUUCGUCUACGAUCCCACUAGGUUCAAGGAAUACAGUACCUACUGGUCCACCGUUGCCGAUUCUACGAUUGCACAUCUGACAACUCAUCCUACGACGCGACCAGACAUCACUUUCGUGGCCGAAUAUAGCGGAAAGACCCUGAUCGAGAGCUCUCAGCAUCUUGCAUGCUUCAACGGCGGUAACUUCCUCCUCGGCGGCACGGUUUUGAAAAAGCAAACCUAUAUCGAUUACGGCCUUGACCUUGUCGACGGCUGCCGCGCGACCUACGCCGGAACAGCCACCGGCAUUGGCCCCGAAGUUUUCGGGUGGAACUCUUCCCUUGUUCCCGCUAAUCAGACAGAAUUCUUCCAGAAGAACGGGUUCUACAUUACGACCGCAAGCUACGACUUACGCCCAGAGGUCAUCGAAUCUUACUAUUAUGCCUACCGUGUUACUGGCGACAAAAAGUACCAGGAGUGGGCUUGGGAAGCCUUCUUGGCCAUCAAUUCUACAUGCGCGGCAAACUCGGGCUAUUCGGCCGUGGACAACGUGAACGAGGUAGGAGGCGGAGCGAAGGAUGACUUCGAGGAGAGCUUUUGGUUCGCGGAGGUGAUGAAGUAUGCGUACCUAAUCCAUGCACCGGAGGCAGAGUGGCAGGUGGAUGGAAGCGGGAACAAUAAGUGGGUGUUCAACACAGAAGCACAUCCAUUCAAGGUCGUGGGUUAGUUCAUUCCAAAGAAUACUAUUACUAGCUGAGUGCAGAGGACAGUGGGUGGCUCCAAAUGAAAGCCUUGAUGCAAAUAAGACAAGUCAGACUUCACAGGCCCAUCCAACUUCACAGGCCCAUCAUACUUCACAGGCCCAUCAUACUUCACAGGCCCAGCAACUUCUUUCUUUCUCUGCGCCUCUUUUUCAAGCGUUUGGACUCCUCAUAAUAAACGCUAUAUUCUAGAUAGACGUCGUCGAAGAUCACGUGAUUUACACAAGCCCGAUAUCUUACCAUUGUAGCUAGUCUAAUAGGUUGUCUCGUACCAAACCAAGUCUUGAACAAGAACUAAAUUGCGAAG